Messenger RNA from Plasmodium vinckei vinckei, 2781 nucleotides. Its product is annotated as conserved Plasmodium protein, unknown function. Gene Ontology annotation, molecular function: dynein light chain binding; dynein heavy chain binding. Gene Ontology annotation, cellular component: inner dynein arm. The transcript has 17 exons. The record is from RefSeq and is a predicted model, not a curated record. Lineage: Eukaryota; Apicomplexa; Aconoidasida; Haemosporida; Plasmodiidae. Gene Ontology annotation, biological process: inner dynein arm assembly; cilium movement involved in cell motility. The coding region runs from base 1 to 2781 and encodes 926 amino acids.
AUGAAAACGAAAAAUACAAUCCCUAUAGAAAAGCAAAAUAAAAAGGACAAUGAAAAAAAGGAAUACACAAAAAAGAAAAAAAUUAUGAUAAAAAAAAAAAUCGAAACUGACAUUAAAAAUAAGUUGGAAAAAAUUGCUGCAAAAAAUGAAAAAGAAAGUGACGAAAAAAAAACUGAUAAUUAUUAUGAAGAAAAAAAUAUAAGUGUAGAUAAAAAGCAUAAUCCUAUAAAAAAUAAAACAUUACCCGAUAUGAGUGAAUUCUUUAAAGAAACUGAAGACUCUACUUCUGUAAAUCAGUGCUAUAAAAAUAAUAGCAAUAUAAUAAGUGCAAUAAAUAUCGAACUAGAAAGAAACAUACAAAAUGUACUAGAAAUUGAUUUUAGUAAUGAUCUAAAUAAUUUAAUUUUUUUAAAAGAUGCUGAUUCUAUCAUUAUAAAAAAAAGCUAUAUUUUUUCUCUUUUCCCAAAAUAUUUUAAUUCUGACGAGUUUAUUAUUAUUAAGGAUGCAUUAUCUAAAUAUAAUCUUGAUGAUGUAUUAAUUUUUAAAAAUACAAAAAAAUAUUAUACAAAAAAAAAUAUUAUAAUUACUGACGAAGAAGUUUUUACAUACUUCUUAAAGAAUAAAAAUUUCAUAGAAUUUCCUGAACAAAAAAAUGAAGAAAACCCUCAAAUUGAAGAGCUUCAAGAAAACAAAAAUUUAAAAUGUGUUUUUAUACACCCUAAAAAUUAUAUAUCACCAUAUGAAAAAGUCAUAGAAAAGGAAAUAUAUUCAACAAAAGUUGUUCAAAAUCGAAAAAAAUUAAAAAAAUAUAUAUAUAUUAAUAAAGAGAAAAAAGGCAAACAAAUAGAAGAAUUCGUUAAUUAUAAUAAAUUUUUGUCUAUUACUGGAAAUUUAAUAUCAAAUGAAACGUUACAACAAUUGACGCUAGAUUUUUGUUCAAAAAAUUAUAUUAUACAUGAAGAAAAAAGCACUCAGACAUACAAAGCAAUUAACAAAAAUAUUGGAAUUCAAUAUAAUAUAGAAUUUUUAAAAAAAAAAAAAGAAGAAAUUUUGAAAUCAAAUAAGAUAAAUAAAUAUCUACAUAAAAUUUUACCACUUGUGGAAAAAUCGAUGAUUGAAAAUAUUAUAAUUUCAGAACAAAUUAAAGAACCAAAUAAUAAUAACAUAGAUAUAUUAUCAUAUAAAAAUAUAAAAUACCUAAAUAAAAUAUUUAUAUAUACAGAUAUAAAGUAUACAACAGAUAAAGUAGCUUUAUUUACCAUGUCUUUACCACAUAUCAAUUAUUUAAUAUUUAUAAUAUAUGUUAAUAAUUAUAAAAAUACUUUACAAAUUGAAGGAGUUAACACAGAUAGUUACAUCCUUAUAUGGUCUUAUAGCAAUUACAUGAAUCCGCUUUAUGCCUUGAUAUCUCCAUAUCAAAUUUCUACUGCAAUCGUGAAUGAAAAAGACAACAAUAUGGUUAUUGCUGGAUCUAACAAUGGACUGUUAAUUAUUUGGAAAUUACCCCCCAAUUACCAUGAAGAUUUCUUUUUAAAUUCCAAAACAAAUGAAAAAACUAUAGAUGUAGAACCAUACUUAUUUAGCUGUAUAGAAGAGUCACAUCGAAGGGAAGUAACAUCCCUAAUAUUUUUAAGUGACAAAACUUUAAUAUUAAGUGAAAAAAAAAUAUCAAUAAAUAGCCAGAAAAACUCCCAUUUGCUAUUUUCUGUCUCAGUUGACGGGAUAAUAUUAAUAUGGGAUGCCACAAAUAUUGAAAGAGUUAAACCCAAAACUGAAAUAAAAAAAAAAGAGAUUGAAUUAGCAGAUGAACUAUACAGUUUUAAACCAAUUUUCAAAAUAGAUAUUACACGACCCAAUACAGAAUGCUCAUUAGGAUUUACAUACUUCCAUUUCUUGGAGAUAAAUUCACAUACUUCCCAAUUUUUUGCCUUUUCCGAAGAAGGAGAGUAUGUAAUUGGGAAUAUAUACAAUUGUAUGCAGAAAGACAGAAACUUUUCUAUUGUUUCUGAAAUCAACAGCGACUACAAAAAUUUUAAGACAUUAUUGUCUAUAAAAAGAAAUACUAUAAUAAAAAAUUUAAUUUUAACUUUAACUGAUCAUAAUUUUUACUUGUGGAAGGAAGAUGAAAAACAUCCCUUUUUUAUUUCACCAAAAAGCAACGAAAUAUACUCGUGUUGCGAAUUUAGCCAAACUAAAAUAAGUGUCAUAUAUAUAGGAAAAACAAAUGGACAUAUAGAAAUAUGGAAUUUGCUAGAACACAAAAAGCAGUGUAUACACUCAGUAUCAAUUAGUAAUUCGAGUUUAAUAUGUAUAAGCAUUUUGGAAAAUACGGAUCCAAGUAUAUUUAAUUCUUUUGAAAAGAAAAACACCAUUUCAGUAGAAAAUAAUAACCAAACAAAUUAUGAUGAUGAGACUGAGAUUGUAGACACUAAUGAUUACUUAAGAAGUAAAAAUGAAGAUGAUGCAUAUAAAUAUUCUUACAACAAAAUAAUAAUUGGCGAUUCUAAUGGAUGUGUUUAUGUUUAUCAAAUGGAACAAAAUCUUCUAAACUCGACGAAGGAAGAAACUGAUGAGUUUAUACUUUGGAUGGAAAAUCAAAUAUAUGUGAAUAAACAAAAAACUAAAAGACAAUUUGAAUUAUCCGAAGAAAAAGAUAAAAUGUUAAAGAAGGAUAUAGGAAAUGCAAAUGAAAGAAAAGAACAACUUGAAACUAAAUUAAAUGAAGAUUUCAAAAAAGUAAUGGAGAAAUAUAGAAAUUAUUUAUUAGGGGAUAAACUGUAA